Molecule: messenger RNA, 354 nt
Organism: Podospora pseudocomata
Lineage: Eukaryota; Fungi; Ascomycota; Sordariomycetes; Sordariales; Podosporaceae
Exons: 3
Coding region: 1-354 (117 amino acids)
Source: RefSeq, a predicted model, not a curated record
AUGCAUCGGCGCCCAAAAACCUCCAACCAAACACCAGUCCAAGCCAUCCAAAUUCGACUUUUUCCUGUUGACAGCGCACACAAAUUUUUCUUCGAAUCCCACGAUUCCAAGCCGGCCACGAAGACCGGACUCCCGUCGACUACCGUGGAUCGGCCUCACCAGCCCGCUAGCCCCCGCUGUUGCUAUUCUGCCCGUCAGCUUCAUCCGCUCUCAUUCGUGCCCAACGGCGCAGCGCAGCAGCAAGCAGAGCCCACUUUGUUGACAAUCCUGAGGGACGCUCGCUCCUCCUUUGCCUCGUCUUCACCGUCCCGGAACGAUUGGACAGAACUCGACCUGCUUGCAACUGCCAGCUAA